GAUACUAAAACCGCAUUCCCUCUUCGUCCCUCGCCGCCGUCGUACCGGAACAGAGAGUGUCGUACCCGAGGAAUUAAUAAGGUUGUUUUUUUGUAUUACGUGAGGAAAAGGAGUAAGGAAAUAGAAAAAGAUGGAUGUUGAAAUGUUAAAGACGCCAUCUGGAAUCUUGAAACUAUGGGAAAUUGCCCUGAACAUCAUCAUCAUCAGCGUCACCAUGGGGGUCGACUUGUUCUCCUUCGGCAGUAUUGGCAAGACUUUCUUCUGUGGUGGCGUGUACAUCAUGGCCCUGGUGGUGUCAUCCCUGCUGUUCCUCACCUACCUCAGGGGCGGCGCCAGGGACCUGCAGAAGACGACCUUUGAACUGAAAGCGAACUUUGUGACGGCGUGCCUAAUGGUGAGCGCUGCGGGCCUCACCAUACACGCGGGGAUUCAAUAUGAGGACCUCCUGAAGAAGAAUGCUGACGCAGGGAAGGCUGCUGGCUCCCUGGCGGUGUUCAAUGCCUUACUGUACUUCGCUGAUGCUCACUUUGCCAGGAAGAAUUUAGAGUAGAGGUGAUGGUGAACCUGGUGGUGUCAGUGUUGAUGGUGGCUGCAGGGGCGGUCACCAUACAGGCUUCCUUUCACAUCACCUUCCCUGACAGGACCCCCGCUGAGGCUGGCAAGACGGGAGGCUCCUUUGCUCUCAUCAACGCCGUUUUCUAUGGUAUUGACGCUUACUUCGCCAGAUUCAACGGGGAGUGAAGUGUCUUUUUUUCUUAUUAAAGGUUUCUGACGUG
Messenger RNA from Scylla paramamosain (green mud crab), 776 nucleotides. RefSeq lists its product as uncharacterized. Gene Ontology annotation, cellular component: membrane. The coding region runs from base 131 to 550 and encodes 139 amino acids. Lineage: Eukaryota; Metazoa; Arthropoda; Malacostraca; Decapoda; Portunidae. The transcript has 4 exons. The record is from RefSeq and is a predicted model, not a curated record.